AACGGUGGAUCUCUGCUAGACAAGAACUCCUGAAUUGAUGGGCCCAUCUUAUCAUCGACGCAGACACCGGGAAAGCUCAAGCGCCUCCCUUCCAAUCCCAUUCCGCUGGGAAAUCACCUUUUGGCACGAUUAGUGCUACACUAGGAUUCUCAGCAACAGCACACAGAGGGCCGUCAAAAUUUCUUUCCUUGAGGAUCUUGAGUGUGAGGAGGCAGAAAGAAUGGGCGCUGGAGCGAGUGCCGAGGACAAAAAGUCCAAGGAAUUGGAAAAGCAACUCCAAGAGGAUGCCGACAAGGACUCGAAAACGGUCAAGCUUCUGCUGCUUGGUGCUGGUGAGUCGGGAAAAAGCACCAUUGUCAAGCAAAUGAAGAUUCUGCAUCAGGGUGGUUACACAAAAGAGGAACAGUUGGAGUUCAGAGCAAUCAUCUAUGGCAACAUCCUGCAGUCUGCCCUGGCUAUCAUCAGAGGCAUGGAGAUUCUGGGAAUCGAUUUUGGUUCUCCCUCUGCACAGGAGAACGCACAGAAACUGCAGAACUUGUCCGACUCCAUCGAGGAAGGCACGAUGCCUCCCGAGCUGGCCGACGUCAUCCAGAAGCUGUGGAAGGACUCCGGUGUGCAAAGCGGCUUCGAAAGAGCCGCCGAGUACCAACUCAACGACUCGGCCGGCUACUACCUCAACGAAAUGGACAGAAUCUGCAAACCCGACUACCUCCCCACCGAGCAGGACGUGCUGCGAUCUCGAGUCAAGACCACCGGUAUCAUUGAAGAACAGUUCUCCUGCAAAGAGCUGCACUUCCGGAUGUUCGAUGUGGGAGGCCAGAGGUCCGAGAGAAAGAAGUGGAUCCACUGUUUCGAGGGCGUGACCUGCAUCAUUUUUUGCGGCGCCCUCAGCGCGUACGACAUGGUGCUGGUAGAAGACGACGAAGUGAACCGAAUGCACGAGUCCCUCCAUUUAUUCAACAGUAUCUGCAACCACAGGUUCUUUGCGCUGACGUCAAUCGUUCUGUUCCUCAACAAGAAGGAUCUUUUUGAGGAUAAGAUCAAGAAGGUCCACCUGAGCAUCUGCUUCCCGGACUACAAUGGCACGAAUACGUACGACGACGCCAGCAACUACAUCAAGGCGCAGUUUGAGGAGCUGAACAUGAAGAAGGGAGUGAAAGAAAUCUACUCCCACUUGACCUGUGCCACAGACACAAAGAACGUUGAGAUUGUGUUCAACGCCGUCACAGACAUCAUUAUCAAGGAGAACCUUAAGGACUGCGGUCUCUUCUAAGCAGCGCAACAGUCGUAGAACUUUACUCGGCCCCUCACCUAUCGGCGUUAAUUGAGACGUGUACCAACGGCGCAACAAGGAUCCUCUCGCUUCGUUGUGUUCAUGCCAAGUGACUCUUACCAAGCUCACAUUCUUCCAACUCUGCUCAAGAUUCACCACUUAAUGGAUGUACAGGUUUUUACUGGUAUAAAAAAAAAAAGAAUAAUAAUCCAAAAAACAGUAGCGGCUGGUAUUUGAAGACGACCUCAUUGCUUCCUCCGCCGACUUCCCGCAAGCUCGCUGAAGAAUAAGGUAUUCGGAAUGAAAAAGACAAUGAACCCGGAGUUAAAGAGUAAUGUUUUCAUGUAGCAUCACCGCAUCCUUCUUUUUGCUUUUGAGUACCGUAGUCUCUGUGGUCUUGAUAUAACUGUAAAAUGUUGCCGAGAAAAUAUCUGAAAUGAUUCCCAGCGCUUGCAGAAUGUCCAGAUUACAAACCCAAAUUGUUAUCUAAUUUAAAAUAGCGUUGAUGUUUUUGAUUCACCUGACAUUAUGUGGAGAAAAAUACAUUUCUGACAGGCAAGCAUGUUAGACAAACAUUGUACAUAAGAGUAGUUAAUUCAUAAUUGUUUUGAAUGAUAAGAAAAUGUAUAUGUUAUAUAUAUACUGUAUAUAUAUAUAGAUAGAUAUAUACACAGUGUAUAUGAGAGAGACAGAAAGAGGGCAAACAAUAUAGAAGGGUGAUGCUUAAUUAUUAAAAGGGAAUACAAAUUUACAGUUUGUCCUUUCUUAUGAAUUGUAGAGGCAUGAAUUAAAGCUGCAUCACGCA
This is a messenger RNA of Phyllopteryx taeniolatus (common seadragon), 2078 nucleotides long. RefSeq names its product guanine nucleotide binding protein (G protein), alpha transducing activity polypeptide 2 (gene gnat2). NCBI's taxonomy places the organism in Eukaryota, Metazoa, Chordata, Actinopteri, Syngnathiformes, Syngnathidae. The record is from RefSeq and is a predicted model, not a curated record. The transcript has 9 exons. Gene Ontology annotation, biological process: detection of chemical stimulus involved in sensory perception of bitter taste; adenylate cyclase-modulating G protein-coupled receptor signaling pathway. The coding region runs from base 221 to 1273 and encodes 350 amino acids. Gene Ontology annotation, cellular component: photoreceptor outer segment; photoreceptor inner segment; heterotrimeric G-protein complex. Gene Ontology annotation, molecular function: GTP binding; G protein-coupled receptor binding; GTPase activity.